AUGACUCUGUUUGUUGAGAAUGUUAAUGAGCCAGAGAAAAAAGUUAAUAUCGAUGAGGAUAUCGUUCGGAAGAACACCGACGAUUCUCUCCAGGUGGAGAUGAACGACUACUUGGCCAAGUUCUUGGAUAUGUCCAACGAUGCCAAAGAAAACGAAACCAAGGAGAAAACGAUGCCGUUGUCGGAGGGAAUCAAGACAUUUCCCAAAGCUGCCGCCUGGUCGAUUGUGUUGUCAACAGCGUUGGUUAUGGAAGGUUACGACACCAAUCUUAUCAACUCAUUUUAUGCGUUCCCAUCUUUCAAUGAAAAAUACGGAGAGUACGUUGAAAAAUUAGACGCUUAUCUGAUCGAUGCCAAAUGGCAGACCACUUUGAGUAUGUGUGUGAAUGUUGGUGAGAUUAUCGGGUUAUUUGCAGCCGGUAUUAUUGCCGAUAAAAUUGGUUACAGAUGGACGUUAAUUGGGUCGUUGGUUUUAACCACUGCGUUUAUCUUCAUUGUGUUUUUUGCCAAGGACAUUGGUAUGUUGGUUGCUGGAGAAUUGUUGUUGGGUCUUCCUUGGGGAGCGUUCCAAACACUAACGGUGACAUAUGCUUCAGAAGUUUGUCCUUUAGUGCUUCGUGUGUAUUUGACCACUUAUGUUAAUGUGUGUUGGGUUUUCGGUCAAUUGAUUUCUUCUGGAGUUUUAAGAGCCUUUGUCGAUUCCACGGCCCACGACUCGUACCGAAUUCCGUUUGCUAUCCAAUGGAUCUGGCCGCUUCCAAUUAUGGUUGGAAUCUUCUUGGCUCCCGAAUCUCCGUGGUGGUGUGUUAAAAAGGGCCGUCUUGACCAGGCCAAACGGUCGCUCAAAAGACUCAUAAGUGCUAACGAACAUCUCCCCGACACCGAAGUUUUGGCUAAUGCCAUGGUGAACAAAAUGCAAUUGACAAUCGAAAAAGAAUACGCCAUCAGUGCCAGCGCUUCAUACUGGGAUUGUUUCAAGGGCUCUGAUUGGAGAAGAACAAGAAUUGCUGCCGGAGUGUGGGUUGUUCAAAACAUUACUGGGUCCGCCUUGAUGGGUUAUUCGACGUAUUUCUACCAGCAAGCAGGUCUUGCAACAAGUAUGGCGUUUACGUUCUCAAUCAUCCAGUACAUUUUUGGAAUUAUUGGAACAUUUGGCUCGUGGUUCUUGUCUAGGUGGACGGGAAGAUUCAACAUCUAUUUCUCUGGCUUGUGUAUCCAGAUUGUGAUAUUGUUAGUUGUGGGAGGUCUUGGAUGUUCCAGUGACAAAAAUGCUUCGUGGGGAAUCGGAGCAUUACUUUGGGUGUUCACAUUCGUUUACGAUUUCACUGUUGGUCCGCUUUGCUACUGUAUUGUAGCUGAAAUUCCUUCGGUAAGAUUGAGAACAAAGACCGUUGUCAUUGCUAGAAACGCAUACAACAUCGCUGGUAUUGUCAUUGCCGUUAUUACUCCACAUAUGUUGAACCCUGAGUCGUGGAAUUGGAAAGCCAAGACUGGAUUUUUCUGGGCUGGUUUUGCGGUGGUUUCGGCCAUCUGGGUAUACUUUGAGUUGCCUGAAACCAAGGGUAAAACGUUUGCUGAUUUGGAUGCCUUGUUUGACCAAAAGACCAAGGCUCGGAAGUUCAAGACCACCGAGGUGGAAACCUUUAAUGUUGGAACAAUGAUGGAGGCUCUUGGAGAAGAAGGUAUCAAGGCUGCCGUCCAACAUAAUGAGAAUCAGGCAGAUCGUACCGAGAAGGUUUGA
This is a messenger RNA of Meyerozyma guilliermondii ATCC 6260, 1740 nucleotides long. RefSeq lists its product as uncharacterized. NCBI's taxonomy places the organism in Eukaryota, Fungi, Ascomycota, Pichiomycetes, Serinales, Debaryomycetaceae. The coding region runs from base 1 to 1740 and encodes 579 amino acids. Gene Ontology annotation, molecular function: carbohydrate:proton symporter activity. Gene Ontology annotation, cellular component: membrane. The record is from RefSeq and is a predicted model, not a curated record. Gene Ontology annotation, biological process: transmembrane transport; carbohydrate transport. The transcript has a single exon.